UGUCACAAAUGUAAACAAAAUACAGCUGAAGAAAAUGAUCAAUCAAUUCCGCAAUUUAUUUAUAAAAUAAUGUUUUUACAAGUUUAAUUGCAAUAAUCUCUUGAAAAAGUGCUCAAACAAAGACUCCGUGCAAGACCAUCCAAUUUAAAGUGAGUAGACACGAUUUUGUUGACUGUUUCCGCUCGUGAAAUCAAAGUGUGUGUGCCCUCCUCGUCAGUAUGAAACUGUGAGGAGUAGGCAGGACUAUGACGACCUACGAAGCGCUGGCAGGCACCAGCUCAUCGUCAUCCGCUGGCCCUUGUCACUGGUUGAAGCACAUGAAGCUGUACCGUAUCGGAAUAGUGAUCGCGACAUGCCUUCUGUUCGCUACGUUUGUGUUUUACUACCUUCUGCUGAAUGAUGAAUCCAAUGUGCCGAGCAACGACAUCCAUCGGUCGCGAUCACAGCUGGAGGCAUUCGACGAGGUGAGCCCGCUAAAGGCCGCUGAUUUGAAGCUUCGGAUCGAUGAGAUGUUACGGAUAAAAGGGACCGUGUCUUUGGAACUCCGGGACUUGGAAGCUCGUCGUCAGAAGUUGCAAUCGGAUAUUGGACAGUACAACCAAAAGAUAGACGAACUGAAGCAAGAGUUAGCUCGCCAGCAAACCGAGCUGGAAAGGUUGAAGAUAUCGGUUGAACAAGCUCAGGUGGCACAACGGGAAGCAGUGCUUCGCAACACACCUGAAUUGGCCCUGCCAAAAGCUUUAUUCUCACUUUCCGUGCCGGAACAUAAUCGACCCAUCUCGCGGGCAUUGGUGCGAGAAUGCAAAAUGAGUACCUGUUUCGAUCAUUCCCGUUGUAGUUUAACUUCGGGCUUUCCGGUGUAUCUGUAUGAGCCUGAUGUAAAUUCCGUUGUAAAUUUAGGAUACGAUAUUGACGGCUUUCUGAAAACGACCAUCAAACAGACCCUUGGAUAUAAUGCACACUUAACGGAUGACCCUAAAAGAGCCUGCGUUUUUAUGGUCUUGGUUGGUGAGGCGUUACCAGAGCAAGAGACAAUCCGUAACAAUCGUUAUGGAGUAACGAAUCUUGAAAAUGGAAAACAAUUCAGUGGUUCUAGUCUAAACGUGACAAAACUGAAACAAUUGCCCUUCUGGGGUGGAGAUGGCCGGAAUCAUAUUUUACUAAACUUUGCUCGUCGUGAUUUAAGCAUUGGCACUGGAAACAUAUUCCGGAACGCAGACACUGGUCGCGCAAUGUUGGUUCAAUCAAGUUUCGAAGUAGGGCAAUACCGGAAAGGCUUCGACCUGAUAGUUCCUCCGAUUCUGGGUCCGCCGGGUGGCGAUGUGUGGCAAGAGUGCAGUGCAAUGUUACCUGCCAGGAGGAAGUAUCUUUUAAGUUUUCAAGGGGAAAUGAAUGUGCAGAAUCAAUCGAAAUUGAACCACGUCGACGAUGAAACGGAAACAGUAGACGAUUUCAUAAUAGAACACUUGAAAGAGAUGUCAUCGGGACACACGCAGGACAAGUUUCUGCUGCAGUUUGAGUGCAUACCAGCAACGGAACAACGAAAUCCAUCCACUAUUAGAGAUUGGUCGCUUUGUGGAACUGAUAAUUCCAGAAAAUCGGUAUUGAAGGACGCCACGUUUACUUUACUUCUGGCUCCCGGAGGAAACAGUGUUAGCUCAACGUUGUUCCAAGCACGGCUUUACGAAGCUCUACGUGCUGGUGCGAUUCCAGUGAUUCUUGGAGGGGAUCAAAUGGAACUUCCAUAUGCCGAAACGAUCGAAUGGCGAAGAGCAGCAAUAUCCCUUCCAAAAGCUAGAAUAACUGAGCUGCACUUCCUGCUUCGAGCUAUUUCAGAUGCCGAUCUGCUAAGCAUGCGUCGCCAGGCCCGUCUUAUUUGGGAAAGAUAUCUCAGUUCGGUACAGGCAACUGUCGAUACCAUCAUAGCGAGCUUGAGAGACCGUCUCGGAAUUCCACCUAAGUCUGUUCCUCCCGUAUUGGCUCACAGUGUGUUCAACGCGAGCUUCAUUCCUCUUAAAUCCGAUCCAGUGCUGGACACCGAACCGGAAGAAUCCCUCGGGCCUAUUGAACCACCUUACCCUAGUCCAGCCUUUCGGCGGAACUACACCGCUCAUCUAAUACAAUCUCGCGAAGCUUGGAACGAUUGGGCAGACCCAUUCGCUUUGUAUCCCCAACUGCCGUUUGAUCCGGUGUUACCGUCUGAUGCCAAGUUCAUUGGAUCGCACAUGGGUUUCCGACCAAUUGGGAAAGGAGCAGGAGGUGCCGGGAAAGAAUUCGGUGAAUCGCUCGGAGGGAACCACCCUCGAGAACAAUUUACCAUCGUAAUACUCACGUACGAGCGAGAACAGGUCCUAAUGGAUUCUCUCAGUCGUCUCUAUGGUCUACCUUACUUGCACAAAGUAAUCGUCGUUUGGAAUUCGCCAAAACCGCCAUUGGAAGACCUUCGAUGGCCUGAUAUUGGUGUUCCGGUUCAUGUUGUCCGAGCACCGAGGAAUUCCCUAAAUAACCGAUUUCUUCCAUACGAUGCCAUAGAAACGGAGGCCGUUCUUUCCGUCGAUGAUGAUGCCCAUUUGCGACACGAUGAGAUCCUAUUUGGCUUUCGCGUUUGGCGGGAGCAUCGGGACCGGGUCGUUGGAUUCCCAGGACGGUUCCAUGCUUGGGAUACAAACACUUUAGACGCAUGGAAUUACAACUCCAACUACAGUUGCGAGCUAAGUAUGGUUCUGACGGGAGCAGCGUUCAUCCACAAGUACUACACAUAUCUGUACACCUACACACUACCACAAGCAAUUCGCGACAAAGUGGACGAAUAUAUGAAUUGCGAGGACAUUGCAAUGAAUUUCCUUGUGUCGCACGUGACUCGGAAACCCCCCGUUAAGGUGACCUCUAGGUGGACGUUCCGCUGCCCCGGUUGUCCUGUAUCACUCAGUGAAGACGACACACACUUUCAAGAGCGGCACAAGUGUAUCAACUUCUUUACAAAGGUAUUUGGAUACACGCCGCUACUGAACACACAGUACAGAGCCGAUUCCAUCCUCUUCAAGACACGAAUACCCCACGACAAGCAAAAGUGCUUCAAAUUUAUCUAAAUAUAGGCGCAACUAGUUUCUUACUCACCUCUACAGAAUUAACAGGUUACUACAACCUCCGUGGCCAUUCGGAUGAAUCGGCACCCGAAAGAAUUCCGACAGACGUUUGCCGGAUUCUGAUCACCCCAAAUGCAGUCAGCACAUUUUAACGUUAUACCAAAAAAAAAACAAAACAAAAAUCAUAGAGCUAUGCACGGACAAAAUUCCACUUACAUCAGAUUGUACUAGAUUACCAGAAACUUUCAAAUGGCAGCAACUAUCGUCUGUUAGUAGUAGUUGGACGUACCUAACCACAUUUUUUUCCAUUGCGUCGUAAACCUUCGGUUUCUGUUGAAUGGAGUUCUAAUUUGACACGUUUUAUGAGACUUUUUAUUGACAUUAUAAAUAGGUAGAGCAAAUCGUACAACUUUGAAAACCCCUUUCAAUGUUCUCAUUUUUACUUACCCUUCCAGUGCCACAUUAGGUUAAUCUAAAAUUUAGGUUUUAUUAUGAGUUGUAUGUGUGUGGAAGUGUUGUAUUUGUAUUCUAGGUUGUACACGUAUCUUAUACAUUUCAAUGGAUAUAACGCUUUAUACUACGUAACCGUCUAUUAGCUUUAUGAAAAUCAAUGUAAUAAAGAUGCUGUCGUCUAUUCUGCCGA
Molecule: messenger RNA, 3729 nt
Organism: Aedes albopictus (Asian tiger mosquito)
Lineage: Eukaryota; Metazoa; Arthropoda; Insecta; Diptera; Culicidae
Gene: botv
Product: exostosin-3
Exons: 3
Coding region: 246-3089 (947 amino acids)
Cellular component (GO): membrane
Molecular function (GO): glycosyltransferase activity
Source: RefSeq, a predicted model, not a curated record